Molecule: messenger RNA, 7961 nt
Organism: Ostrinia furnacalis (Asian corn borer)
Lineage: Eukaryota; Metazoa; Arthropoda; Insecta; Lepidoptera; Crambidae
Gene: Pi4KIIIalpha
Product: phosphatidylinositol 4-kinase III alpha
Exons: 37
Coding region: 88-6417 (2109 amino acids)
Biological process (GO): phosphatidylinositol phosphate biosynthetic process; phosphatidylinositol-mediated signaling
Cellular component (GO): plasma membrane; cytoplasm
Molecular function (GO): 1-phosphatidylinositol 4-kinase activity
Source: RefSeq, a predicted model, not a curated record
UCAACUGUCAAAGUCUGGCGAUCUGCGAGUUCGAUCUGCUGAGUGUAUUUUUACGUAAAAAUGUAUAUUAUCGAAUAAUUUAUACGAAUGAUGGACGAAAACGACUUCUUCAGGCAAACCGUGCAGCACCUGGCACGAUGUUUGUCGAAUAUAAACCCCACACCAUGGGAAAAGGUGAACACCCUAUUCAUGCUCUGCCCUCAAGCGGGCUCAUCGCUGGUCGUGACUCCGCGCAGUCAAGAAGCCUGCAUAGCGCUCGGACUGUACUUCCUCCAAAGCGGUCUCCAACACCAGGAUAAACUCCUCCCGUACUUCCUGAAGGUCCUCAAAUGCCUGGCUAACGCACAGUUCGAGGAGCCACUGUACAAGAUCAAGAAUGGUGACCGUAUACCAAUGUCAGAGAAGUUCAGUUUCUGCCUCAACACACUCCUCUCAGACGUCGCCUCAAAACAGACAGCGAUCAGGGAGGAAAUCAUCACAGCGCAAAUAGAACUUAUGUCCAAUCUCACAAAGAUCAUUAUGAACUGCCACGAAAGCAAAGACUACACGCAGAGUGUCUCAAAGCUGCAGCUCUGCAAGAAUACCAUACCGGUUCUGAUAGGUCUUGCUAGAUCUAUGGGAAGAUAUGCGACUAUAGAUCCUCCCUUACUCUGCCGGUUGUUUCCCCAGCCGAGCAGUCCGGCCAAAGCGAAGGAAGCUGAGCCAAACUUCGAGUAUUCUACUCUGGAUAAGAAACGAAAGUUCAAUCAAUUCAGGCCGAUCAUACCGCGAUCAUUGUCCGGGAAUUUGAAUCCGAACAACGAGAUUUUGAUUGAGAAUGGUACCGACACGAUUGAUAGUGCUGGGGGUACAUUAAAAAGGGGGUCUCUUCACAGCUACAGUUCGGUCCCUUACGAUCCGACGACUUACUUCUUUCACAAGUUUGGAUCCAGUUUUAACCAGUUUCCGUACAUGAGGUUCUCGGAGUCGCCCGAGAAACGGAUCAGUGUGCAGUUCUACGUGACGUAUCUGCAGUCGAUACUGUCGCUCGCUAAGAAGCUGCUGACCAAAGAUUUGCUGGCGUUUUUGGAUGAGGAGGCUGAGGAUAUACACGCUUCGGGACAGAUUCAAGUGUUCCCAUACAAAUCAUUUUCGGAAACCCUCAACUUGGUGAUGGUGACAUUGCUGCGUGAGCUGUUGCAGCAUCAGAAAGACCUGCCUGGACCUUUCACCAAAGAUGUGCAGGAAUUCGUCAAAUGCCUCUUCCUAAGCGGGCAAACGGAACUGCAAAGUCGCCACCACGACGCCUCUGAGAGGGAGGACAGAGAGACCAACUUUGCUACCGUGAACAAGUUCAAAGUUAACGUCAUGGCCAACUCGGCAUGUGUCGACCUGCUAGUGUGGGCUAUUGGGGAUGAGACAGGUGCGGAUUCUCUCUGCGGACGCUUGACGGAGAAGAUAAACUCCAACCACAACCACAAACUCAUACUGGCUCACAUGCCUCUACUGAUGGUUUGUCUGGAAGGUUUAGGCAAACUAGCGACCAAAUUCCCGACCAUCGCGAACACCUCAAUAUACUGCUUGCGAGACUUCUUAGUAACACCUUCGCCGAUCCUGUUCAAGCUGCAUAAGCUGGAGCUGGAGAAAACUGGCAAGGAACACAUGAAGGUCACUUUGCAAGGCAAGGAGCUCCAAGGGUUAACAGAGACAGGCGUUCCAGUCAAGUCUACGCCCUUCGAGAAACUUCGAGACGCGGCCAUAGAGAACCUUUGCGUGGCACUUGAAGCGGCUUUAACUGUGGACCAGUUCUGUGUACCAGCGCUGGUCGGAUCUGUCAGCAAUCGGCUGUUCACCGCUGAAACUAGCGACAGUGAGUCGUCACUAAUAAGCACCAACAUAGUCAUCAUGUUGGGACACGUCGCAGUCGCCUUGAAAGACACGCCGAAGACUACGGAUACGAUCCUGCAAUUCUUCCAGCAAAGGCUCUGCCGGUCACCGUCAUCCCUAGACACCCUGAUAGUAGACCAGUUAGGCUGCAUGGCGCUGGCCAGCCCAGAAGGGCCCGCCCAUGAUGAGAUAAUGCGGAUGUUCACCGUCAUCACGGUAGAGGCAGCCAGCGCUGCCUACCACCACACCGACGAUAGGAAACAGUACAGACACGUCUCAGGCGCAGUCCUAAACGCUCUCGCCAACAUCGCCGCCAAUGUGAGAGGAACCUCAGCCAGGUUGGAACUCCUCACUCGACUGUUAGAACUGUUCGUGCAGCUAGGCCUCGGGGGAGAGCGGGCUACGGACCGCUCGCCCGCGCCCGUGUUGAAAGCGUCGGGGAGCGCGGGCAAUUUGGGCGUACUCAUACCUGUUAUAGCGGUUCUAGUCAAAAGGUUGCCACAUAUAAAAAACCCGAAACCUCGUCUCCACAAACUGUUCAAAGACUUCUGGCUCUACUGCGUCGUCAUGGGCUUUACUGCCGCAGAAUCAGGGCUCUGGCCUCAAGAGUGGUACGCUGGAGUGAAAGAGAUAGCCGUCAAGUCUCCCUUCCUCGUCUCUCAGACGUCACUGCGCUCGGAAAUGCGCGAGCUUCAGUACACGUCAGCUGUCAGGAACGAUUCCGUGUCACAAAUUGAGUUGCAAGAGUUGAAGACUCAGAUCUUGAACUUGUUGGAACAUCCUGCUGAUGUGACGGUUAUUGUCAACAAGUUGACGUUUGCGCCGUGCAUGUAUUUACUGAGUGUUUAUUGGCUGGAGACUUUGAGGGUAACAAACUCUCCAGAGCCGAGUUUACAGCCGAUCAUAGAGUAUUUGAGUGACACCGCGCUUCAAAAAGACAAGAGUGGGAUGUGGCAAUGUGUUGCCAGUGUCGGCGACAAAGUAUUUCAAAAGUUCCUUGACGUAAUGUCAGAGAAAGUCAAAGAUGAGUCCCGGGAGAGGGAACUAGAGAGUCACGCACAGUUCCUAUUGGUGAACUUCAACCACAUCCACAAGCAGAUCAGAAGGGUGGCCGACAAGUGGCUGGCCGGCUUGGUGGACAGAUUCCCUCAUCUCUUAUGGAACUGUAGGGUGCUAUGGUCAAUGCUGGACAUCCUUCAAGUAUUGAGCUUCAGUCUGGAACUUGACGCAAACCAAGAAACACCUCUGUUGAAGGUGCCCGGCACUGACUUCACUCUACAGCUGCAAGACACAUUGGAAGGGAGAGAGAGCAUCGUAAAAGAUUUCGCGGACCGAUGCCACGGUAUCGUCCAAGAGGCUAUGAAGUGGGCACCCCAGUCGACAAGAUCACAUUUGCAAGAAUACCUCAACCAAGUCCCAAACUCAACGCUCUGGCAUCACUGUGGCCUGGCCUUAGCUACGGGCGCGUUAUUAGGCGCUGCCGGCCUCAAUCGUAUGUCAGCGCCUUUACCUCGCGCUGCGUUGGACAAGCGGCCGCCGUGCGUGACUCAAGACUCCGCUGCUUUGUUGGCCGUUGUGUCUCAAAGGAGCCGGUAUGCUGGAGAGGUAGCAGGGGCAGUAUUCGCUGAAGGUGGCGGCGAAGCUGCCGUUUGGAGGGUAGGCGCGCGCCUCCACACAGCACUCAAGGAAGCCUGUUCAAGUGGGAGUGAGACCUCCCACCGGGCCGCUCUGUGGAGGGCCACGGCACUGCUAGUCCAUGCGAGGCACUUCAAUAUACACGCUAAUACGGCACCCACUGCGAGGGCGCUGUUACAUUCUGUUGCGUGGUCUCAAGUGGAGAUCUUCACGGAGGACGCGGUCAGCACGGCGGUGGAGUGCUGGCAGUGGCUGACGACGUCCCGGCCGGACCUGGAGCUGCGGCUGGUGCAGGAGGUGUUCGCGGCCUGGCAGUGCACCGCGGACCGCAGGAUGGGGCUGUUCUCGCGGCAGGCCGACGAGAUCAGCCCGCUGGCGGCUUAUGAAGGUGCAAAACUGGAGCCCCGACCGCCAUUCGUGGCGCCGCAUGCGGUGUGGGUGCGCUACUUGUGCGAGGUGGCUGAGACUGCCAAGUACAACAGCCUGGAGAAGGUUGAGAUGCUGGCUAGUCUACUGCACAGAUCUUUACCAAUCACCGUUGGUGAUGUGAGGGAUCAUAUCAAUCGGCAUGUGGAAGCAGUUGGUGUCAGGUUCAGGCUACUAUCCUGCGGCCUGUCCCUUCUCCAAGGGGACAUUCUCCCCAAGUCACUAGCUCGCAACAUUCUCCGCGAGCGAGUAUACAGCGCGUGCUUAGACUACUUCUGCCGAGGUCUACAAUGCCCUGCCAAGAUAUCAGGGGCACUCAGGGAAGAUAUCAUCAGCCUGAUCAAGUUCUGGCAGUUGAUGCACUCGGAUAAGAAGUAUUUGAAGAGCAGCGACAUUGGUGGUGAAUUCGAAUUGAUGGGACCAAGCAGUCAGCAAAGCAUUUACACGUCAAAUUCCCCAACUGACAACCGGUCAUCUGUGAAUAGCAGUGACAUUGGUAGCAGGCAGAAUACAGGAUGGAUAAAUACGGUUCCCAUGUCCACCACGACUCUAAGCAGUGGCGCUGGCAGCAUAGCGGGCAAGCGUUCCAACCGCAGCGUGAAACCGCCCGCCAAAUCGCAAGAUACGUUUGUGAAAGACUACGUUAGGAAGAGGAAUCUUAUACUGGAGUUAAUGGCUGUUGAAAUCGAGUUCCUAGUAACAUGGCAUAACCCCCACGGUCGGCCGGAGCAAGCGGUGCCGGGUGAAGACAAUAUAGCGACGUGGCGCUCCAAGCCCAACACUGAUCGCACUUGGAAGGACUACGCGAAACUGGCGUGGGAUAUCAGUCCCACGCUGGCCGUGUUUUUGCCUGAAAGACUGAAAGCCGAAAGCAUCACAGCCGAGAUUCGACGGAAGGUGCUAGCGCAUCCCAUAGCAGUGUGUCACGUGCCCCAAGCGCUGAAGUACCUGGUCACCACCGAUACGCUGUUAGGAGACGCGCAUGAGCUAGUCCACAUGGUGACAUGGGCUCGCGUGAGCCCCGUCGAAGCGCUGUCAUACUUCAGCCGACAAUACCCGCCGCAUCCUCUAUCGGCGCAGGCGGCGGUCAUGACUCUGACUUCCUACCCUUCGUCUGCCGUGCUACUGUAUAUCCCGCAGCUGGUGCAAGCGCUACGGCAUGACACGAUGGGUUAUGUCGCGGAGCUGAUCAAGUCUUUGGCGAAGAAGUCCCAAGUGGUGGCCCAUCAGCUCAUCUGGAACAUGCAUACCAACAUGUACACUGACGAGGAGAUGCAUAAUAAAGACACCGCGCUAUUCGACGUGCUAGAAGCUUUAACCAAGAGCAUAGUGGACACGCUAUCAGGGCCAGCCAAGGCGUUCUAUGAGCGAGAGUUCGAUUUCUUCGGCCAGAUCACCAACAUUAGUGGCAUCAUCAGACCCUUCCCGAAGGGAGCUGAGAGGAAGAGGGCGUGCUUGGAAGCGUUGAAAAACAUUAAGGUUCAACCAGGCUGCUACUUACCCUCUAAUCCGGACUCUAUGGUAUUGGACAUAGACUACAAAAGCGGUACUCCUAUGCAAAGUGCUGCGAAAGCUCCAUAUCUGGCUAGAUUCAGAGUGCGGAAGUAUGGCAUAGAAGAGAUGGAAUCUGUCGCCAUGGCGAUCGCUUCAGGGGAAGACCCACCUGUCGAGGAAGGCAAAGACAGAUACACGUCCAUAGUGUCGGAGGCGUGGCAAGCGGCCAUCUUUAAAGUGGGCGAUGACGUCAGGCAAGACAUGUUGGCGCUGCAAGUGAUAUCGCUGUUCAAGAACAUAUUCCAACAAGUCGGCUUGGAUCUGUACUUGUUCCCGUAUAAAGUUGUGGCUACGGCGCCUGGGUGCGGCGUGAUAGAGUGCGUGCCGAACGCCAAAUCCCGAGACCAGUUGGGACGACAGACUGACAUCGGCAUGUAUGAGUACUUCAUCAAGAAGUAUGGCGACGAGACUACUAGAGAAUUCCAGGCGGCCAGGAGGUGUUUCGUAACGUCCAUGGCGGCGUACAGCGUGAUCGGAUUCCUGCUUCAGAUCAAGGACCGGCAUAACGGGAACAUCAUGCUGGACACAGACGGACAUAUCAUUCACAUAGAUUUCGGCUUCAUGUUCGAAUCCUCACCCGGUGGUAACCUGGGCUUCGAACCUGACAUCAAGCUGACGGACGAGAUGGUGAUGGUGAUGGGCGGCAAGAUGGAGGCGCCGCCAUUCCGCUGGUUCUGCGAAUUAUGCGUGCAAGCGUUCCUCGCUGUCAGGCCGUACCAAGAAGCGAUCAUCUCCAUGGUAUCCCUUAUGCUCGACACGGGCCUACCCUGCUUCCGAGGGCAGACCAUCCGUUACCUACGCGCGCGCUUCGCCCCCAACUCUACAGAGAAAGAGGCAGCUGCUUUUAUGCUGUCCAUCAUCAGGAGUUCCUUCCUCAACUUCAGGACCCGGACGUAUGAUAUGAUACAGUAUUACCAGAACCAGAUACCAUAUUAAUUGGUCACUCAAGAUUAUGGGCGAAGUUAAUUUUAUAAUAUGACAAUCUUGUAAAUGAGGCGCUAAAAAAAUGAGGCACGUAAAAAGUUCUUCAGAAGAUGGUAAUAACUAAUAUUAUAAUGGUAAUCUUCUGAAUCAGGUGGGUAGUUAAUGCUAUAGCCAAAAAGGAAGAUACUGUCUGGAUAAUGGGAUAUAAGAGAAGAAAGUUACAUUUUUCACUUUUUCAAGAAAUUAUUUGAUCACUUUUCCUUGUUUCUGAACCUCAUCUAUUGCUAUUGUCUUGGGUUUACGUGCAAUAUCUAUUUUUUAACUUGCUCAGUGAACUCAAUUUUUAUUAAAAAUUGGUUACGAUAUCCAGUUGACCUUAUAGGUUUUCAAGAUUGUCGUCGUAUUAAAAACGAAGAUCUUCAUGCCAUUUAGAAGCUCCAUGUCGGUUUGAGUCGAAUUGAGAAAGUGAUUUCAUCACAAUGUAUGCGUAAUUUAUUUAUCAUGAAUUUUCAAAUAUAGUUCAAAAUUCAAUAUCAAUCAUCUCGUAAAAAAUAAUACAAACUCCUGUAACUGUUUUAUUAUUAUUUAUCGGUAUUGCUCUUGAAAACUAACUCAACUAAAAAAUAUAAAUAUAUUGUGUGAUUUCUUUGGACUUUUUUCCGUCAAUACUUUGGUUUUUGGCUAUUUCUUUACUUCUGUUAAGCUGUAAGGGAUAGUAAUCGUGAUACUAUUAUAUGGUUAAUAUUUAUUAUUCUGGUUUCGGAUGAACAAUAUUUUAGAAUGUAAGUCAUUUGAUCGAAUAUUUCAAAUUUAUAUCCAUUAAUCAUUCUUAAAUUAUUAUAGGACUGUUGUUGCCCCUGUACUUAGAUAUUUAUCUAAAUGUAUUAUAUCACUAUUUAUAUGUAUGUAUAUGGUUCAAUUAGUCUUUGUAGUAAACUCUUUAUGAUGUUGUAAAAGGGCUCUUUUAGAUUGGCGUAUUUUACGUAUACGUAUUUACAAUUGUGCUACAUUACAUUUCGUGUAAGGACUUAAAAGAAGUUAUUAGCACUUACUAAAAAGUUAAAAACCCUUAUAAUGCCAAUCUGAAUGAGCACUAUUUGUGUACCCUCUCCCAAAGAAUUUGCUGUAUUUAUCAAUGUUUGUAAUUUUCAAUAGGUAAUGCCAACAUGCUCUUUCAAUAUUGUGAAGAAACAUAUUUAUUUUAUGGUAUUCAGCAAAAUAUUACUUGCAGAGUACUUUUCUGUUGUUUAUAUUCAGAAAAUGUAUAAUAGAGAAAAGAUGUCUUCAGAUCUAUACACAUUUUAUUGUAUUUACCUAUCUACUGUAUUAAAUAUGUAUCACAUGGCUGUUUUAUACUUCAAUCCAUAAAAAUAACUAGUAUUUUGUAACUAAAACUCGUGUUUUUUAGGAUCUGUGUUGUUGAAUUAUGUUGGAAGAGAUAUUAUAUUAUUAAAGAUGUGUAGGAAAUUUUAAUAUUAAUGUUAUUAAUUUUGACAUUCCUGUGAUUAUGAUCAUUACCUUGUUGUUGAUGAAUAAAGUAUUUGGUAGAGGUAUUA